This is a messenger RNA of Hibiscus syriacus, 1053 nucleotides long. Its product is annotated as replication protein A 32 kDa subunit B-like. The transcript has 10 exons. NCBI's taxonomy places the organism in Eukaryota, Viridiplantae, Streptophyta, Magnoliopsida, Malvales, Malvaceae. Gene Ontology annotation, cellular component: nucleus; chromosome, telomeric region; site of double-strand break. Gene Ontology annotation, biological process: double-strand break repair via homologous recombination; DNA replication; nucleotide-excision repair. The record is from RefSeq and is a predicted model, not a curated record. Gene Ontology annotation, molecular function: DNA binding. Bases 84 to 941 code for a protein of 285 amino acids.
AAAGUAGGACACAGCGAACCCCAAAAGUGUGUUAAGAUAGAAGAAAAAAAUCACCAAAAAUCUGAUAUACUUUAGAAGAAGCCAUGAUGCAGGCAAACGAGUUUGGUGGAAACGCGGUCUUUUACGGUGGCGGUUUUAUGCCUUCUCAGGCCACUCAGACCUCCCCUGACCGCCCAUUUUCUUCCUCCAAAAACAGUGAUGCGCGGUGUUUGCUUCCAGUUACAGUAAAGCAGUUGAAGGAUCUCUCUAGAGGUGGAGCAUCUGAUAUUUCCAUUGAAGGUGUUGAUGUUAACAAUAUUGUGUUAGUUGGAAAGGUAUCCAAAAUGGACAAUGCUGUUUCAGAUUGUACUUUUAGAGUUGAUGAUGGCACAGGAUGGGUUGAAUGCACCAAAUGGGUUCAUGAGCAUGUAGACUCAGUUGAAGUAGAUGCUAUCUCGGUUGGAAUGUAUGUUCGUGUCUAUGGUCAGUUAAAGAGCAUUCAAAGUAGAAGGACUGUGCACACCUUUUCAAUUCGGCCUGUUACUGAUUAUAAUGAAAUUACAAACCACUUCAUCGAGUGUAUAUAUGUUCAUUUGUAUAACACCAAGUUGAGGGGUUGCAUGAACUCUCAGCCUCGGAUGAAAAAUUUGGUUGGUGGCAUGACUGCUCAGCCUCCGGUGGCAAAUUCAAAUUUUGGUGAUCCAGGAAAGGGCUACAGCUACCAAGCUAACCUGACAAACCAGUAUAACAAUGAUGAACAGAUCCGUGGUAUUAGUUCAAUGAUCUUACAAUACUUGCGUCGACCAGCAUGCCUUUCAUCUGAGAUGGGGGUAUGCUCUUAUGUCGUAGCUCGAGAACUAAAUGUUUCGGUGGAUAAAAUCAGGAAAACAUUAGACUUUCUUGCAUCUGAGGGCCUUGUUUACACAACCACUGACGAUUAUUACAAAUUUACAGAUGCCUGAGAUAUGUCGACGUGAUGUACAAACAAAAGAUUAAUGUCAGUCUUUGGAGCAAUACUUAUGUUAUUUCUUAGUCUUAAUGCUCUGCUUUUUGGUUAUACAAUCUGUCCAUGUG